AUGACUCAGAAGAAGCUUUCCACGACGCUCCUCAAAUACGACGACAUACUCCGUCGCUAUUUAUCUUCCAAAGACAACAAAUUCGGUUUAUGUGCAUCAGCUAUCACCAUUUGCCUCAAAACUUGUGUUGCCUUAGGCACCCUAGAAUUCGGAAGGGGGGUUCACGUGGAUUCCAUCAAGCUCAGUUUCAACUCUGAUUGUUUUGUAGGUUCUACUCUCAUUCGGUUUUACUCACAAUAUGGAAAAAUAAAAUAUGCACAUAAGGUGUUUGAUGAAAUUACUCACAAAGAUAUUGUUGCUUAUACUUCCAUUAUCAAUGCAUAUGCCCAUUCUGGUGAUUCCUCUGCUUAUGGUGCUUUCACAAUUGCUUCUACAAUGCAGAAACAUGGUCUGCUUCCGAACCGAGUUACCUUAGUGAGUUUGAUGCAUGCAGCGGCGAAAUUGGGGGCAAUGCAUGAGGGCGGUGCGAUUCAUGGUUACGCUGUUAGGAGAGAAAUUGGUUUGUGUGAUGAUGUUUUUGAGACAACCCUUUUGGAUAUGUAUCAUAAAUGUGGUGGUAUUGGGUUAGCUGCCUCGGUUUUUGCCAAGAUGGAUGCUCGAAAAACAACAAAUGUCGGUUCUUGGAACACUUUGAUAGCUGCUUAUCUUCAAAAUGGACAGGCUUUAGAAGCUUUUCAACUUUUUCGUCAAAUGAUAUGUAGAAAUGUUUUGCCUGAUUUGGUAACAUUGGCCAAUGCUAUUCUGUGUUGUGGUGAAUUGAAUUAUUUACGUCGAGGGAUGAGUAUUCAUGGAUACAUGAUCACGAUGGGAGCAGAGCUUGAUUUGGUGGCUUCUACUGCUUUGGUUGAUCUAUACUGUAAAAUUGAUGUAACCAAAGCUAGGAAACUGUUUGAAAGAUUGGGGAAUAAGGAUGCUGUUGUAUAUAAUGUUAUGAUGACUGGUUAUCUUGAAAAUGAGUUACCUGUGGAGGCGGUAAAUGUUUAUCGUGAAAUGGUCAAGUGGAAUAUUAAUCCAAAUGUGGCUUUGUUUCUUAAUUUGAUUUCUGCUAUAUCAAAAUUGAGAGACAUUAGGUUAGUCAGGUCUAUACAUGGUUAUGUAUUGAGGCAUAAGCACAUAUCAAAUGUGGAAAUCGCAAAUCAAAUUAUUCAUGCAUAUGCAAAAUGUGAGCUUGUAGUGGAUGCAAGGGUUGUCUUCAGUAGGAUGAGAACAAGGGACUUGGUUUCAUGGACUUCGAUGAUGACAGGUUAUAUUUAUCUUGGCCACAUUGACGAAGCCAUAAAUUUGUUUCGUCUGCUGCAAAAAGAAAAUCUAAACAUUGACUCUGUUACUCUAAUUGGUCUCAUUCAGGCAUUAUCCCGGCUUGGAUAUCUAAGUUUUGUUAAGGAAGUUCACUGUUUCAGUUACCGAUUUUUUCAUGGUAACGAGCUCUCUGUAAAUAACUCUCUUAUUAAUACGUAUGCUAAGUGUGGAAAACUGUGUAUGGCUAGAUAUAUAUUUGAGCAAAUGACAGAACUGUCUCUCACAUCAUGGAAUGCAAUGAUAGGUGCGUAUGCGAUGCACGGAAACUAUACAGAAGUGUUAGAGCUCUUUGAUCAUAUGAAAUUUGCAAAAGUUACACCUGAUGAAAUGACUUUCACUUCAAUCCUCACUGCCUGCAGCCACUCAGGAUUGGUAGAAGAGGGUCUACAAAUUUUUGGGAUAAUGAUGAAGGAAUAUGCAAUAGUUCCAAGUGAAGUUCAUUAUAGUUGUAUAGUAGAUUUAUUAAGCCGAGCUGGUCGGCUUAAAGAGGCAUAUAAUCUGGUCAAAAGCAUACCGUCAAGACAUAGUUCUGCUGCAUUGUCUGCUUUGCUUUCUGCUUGCAGAUUAUAUGGAGAUACAGAGAUUGGGGAGGAUAUAGGGAAACAAAUAUUAAAAUUGGAAACACAUAGUUCUGGUGCUUAUGCUUUGGUAUCAAAUAUACAAGCCCAAGGGGGGAGGUGGGAUGAAGUAGCCCAAAUAAGGGCCGUGAUUAAGAAUACAAAAAUGAGAAGUAUUCCUGGAUUUAGUGCAUGUUUGGAUUGA
Lathyrus sativus (Indian pea) is the source of this 2061-nucleotide messenger RNA. Lineage: Eukaryota; Viridiplantae; Streptophyta; Magnoliopsida; Fabales; Fabaceae. The record is from the annotation of a GenBank genome assembly.